Molecule: messenger RNA, 498 nt
Organism: Rosa chinensis
Lineage: Eukaryota; Viridiplantae; Streptophyta; Magnoliopsida; Rosales; Rosaceae
Product: secreted RxLR effector protein 161-like
Exons: 1
Coding region: 1-498 (165 amino acids)
Source: RefSeq, a predicted model, not a curated record
AUGGGGGAUUGCAAUUCGGUUUGUACUCCAACUGAAGUGGGUCUGAAGCUUACAAAGAAUGGGUCAGGAAAGAAGGUGAAUGCCACGCUCUACAAGCAAAUAGUUGGAAGUUUGAUGUAUUUAACUACCACAAGGCCAGAUAUUAUGUUUGUUGUGAGUAUGGUUAGUCGGUACAUGGAGAAACCUACUGAGGAUCAUCUAUUAGCAGUGAAGAGGAUACUGCGCUACUUGAAAGGUACUGUUGAUUUUGGAAUUUUUUAUAAGAAGCUUCAAAGUCCAAGUUUAUGUGGCUUCACAUAUAGUGAUUAUGCGAGUUAUAUGGACGAUAGAAAGAGUACGUCUGGGUUUGUGUUUAUGAUGGGUUCAGGAGCUAUCUCGUGGUCAACAAAGAAGCAACAAGUAGUGACAUUGUCAACCACUGAAGCUGAGUUUGUUGCAGUUGCUUCGAGUUCAUGUCAAGCUAUUUGGUUACGGAGGAUGCUUGGUGUUUGGCUCUAG